AUUUUUCAAUAAAACAAAAGUAAUGGAAUUUUAUCUUUAUGUUCUUGCUUAGAAUAUGUCAUAAAUGCAUAGUUUUAUGUUAACUUUUAGUAACAGUACGAAAAUUGUUCAUCGCAAGCGUCAUCAUUACAUUCGUAGUUUCCAUCAGUGACGCUCAUGCUAACGAAACUUUGAACAAUCACAUUUUUAUUCUUAUCAAAUUUAACGCAUUAUCACUGUCAGAAUGUUGAAUUAUUAUGAAUCUUUCUACACAUUUAAUUUAAGUAGAAUUUCCUAAAUUUUUGUGAAACUUGGAAAAGUUUAUCGCGUAAUGAGUGUCACUGAUUUCCGCCAUUCCCUCUGCGCCCCUUCGGACAUAUCAUCUUGUUAUGAUAGUCUCGUUCUUGUCUCGAAUCUGAAGACGUUAAUGACUGCACCAUCGAAAUUCAUAUCUACUGUCAGUUUCCUAACCUCCUCACCGACGAAUGUCCCGGUGUUUCGUGUUGUGAUCAAUUAACAGUGACUUGUAAUCAUAUAACAUGAUGUCGCGGUCAGUGCGUGCAGAGACUCGUAGUCGUGCCAAGGAUGAUAUUAAGCGUGUAAUGCAAGUCGUUGACAAAGUUCGCCAUUGGGAAAAAAAAUGGGUUACGAUAGGAGAGACUACUAUGAAGAUUUACAAGUGGGUGCCUAUAUCUUCGCUUGAUCAGAAGAAGAAGGGAAAAACAGGAGCAGAGAAGGAAAAUGGAUUGCCAAGAAAAAGUGGACUAGAUUCUUCAAAUUCUAAUUUUGGUCUCACAGAAGAUUCAAACACAUGUUUCUCAACAGUUAGCGAUUCGCAAGGAUUAACAGAUUUCUCUGCACAUUUGGGAUUUUCUGAAGACUCGAAUUCUCAAAAUAGUGAACCAACACCUAAGAGGUUAAAGACUGAUUAAAGUUUAUUCUGUGACUGUUAUUUGGAAAAUGAGGUAUUUAGGAAAUCAUUUACAUCUUAUAUGAAUUUGCACGCGAUAAGAUUAUCUUAGAUCAUAGUUGUGAAUGGUUAGAUUGAAAGAUAUUUCUUCAUUUUCCAUUUUACACCCCAUGUUUAGUGAAAAUUUGUAUGUAUCGAAGAAACGAGUAAUUGUAUGAAUCAACUUGAUUUAUGUGUAGUGAGAUUUAUUUUUUUAUACAUGGAUUUGUUA
Molecule: messenger RNA, 1160 nt
Organism: Hylaeus volcanicus
Lineage: Eukaryota; Metazoa; Arthropoda; Insecta; Hymenoptera; Colletidae
Gene: BCL7-like
Product: B-cell CLL/lymphoma 7 protein family member B
Exons: 4
Coding region: 519-911 (130 amino acids)
Source: RefSeq, a predicted model, not a curated record